Messenger RNA from Panthera uncia (snow leopard), 2260 nucleotides. It is a transcript of the gene ACSM3, whose product is annotated as acyl-CoA synthetase medium chain family member 3. The record is from RefSeq and is a predicted model, not a curated record. Lineage: Eukaryota; Metazoa; Chordata; Mammalia; Carnivora; Felidae. Gene Ontology annotation, molecular function: fatty-acyl-CoA synthase activity; fatty acid ligase activity. The transcript is spliced from 14 exons. Bases 141 to 1901 code for a protein of 586 amino acids. Gene Ontology annotation, cellular component: mitochondrial matrix. Gene Ontology annotation, biological process: acyl-CoA metabolic process; fatty acid biosynthetic process.
AAGCAGAAGUGAGAGUUCAAGUUUCAGGGCUGCUCUUCUAGGAAACAGGUCUGCCAUCACCGCCAGCUGUGUUGGAAUCUUUCACUUUAAUGGAUUGGUUUCUGUGGAAAUCCUGAGUGCUAACACAUCCAACAAGACUGAUGCUACCUCUUGUCACUAUGGAGACAUUACUUCGUGCCAAGUGUUUUUGGCGCCUAGCAAUCCCUGGUUCUGUGAGAGAACUGCAUAAAGAUUAUAGAAUAGUACCUCCUCAGAAUUUUUCCAACUAUGAAUCCAUUAAACAGGAAUUCAAACUGGAGACUCCAGAGUAUUUCAACUUUGCUAAAGAUAUUCUGGACCAAUGGACCAAUAUGGAAAAGGCUGGAAAGAGACCUUCCAAUCCAGCCUUCUGGUGGAUAAAUGGAAAUGGAGAAGAAGUGAGAUGGAGUUUUGAAGAACUGGGAUCUUUGUCUAGAAAAUUUGCCAAUAUACUUACAGAAGCCUGUGCCCUGAAAAGAGGAGAUCGAGUAAUUGUGAUUCUGCCCAGGAUCCCAGAAUGGUGGCUUGCAAAUGUAGCCUGUCUGCGAACAGGGACAGUUUUAAUUCCAGGAACCACCCAGCUGACCCAGAGAGACAUUCUCUACAGACUACAAUCUUCAAAAGCAAAAUGCAUUAUUACUGACGAAGUUUUAGCCCCUGCAGUAGAUGCUGUUGCGUCUAAAUGUGAAAAUCUGCACUCCAAGCUAAUUGUGUCUCAGAAACCCAAAGAUGGAUGGGGGAACCUAAAGGAAAUGAUGAAACAGGCCAGUGACAACCACACCUGUGUGAAAACAAAACACGAUGACAUGAUGGCCAUUUACUUUACCAGUGGAACAAGUGGAACUCCGAAAAUGACCGGACACACCCAUAGCAGUUUUGGUUUAGGAUUAUCUGUAAAUGGAAGGUUCUGGCUGGAUUUGACACCUUCAGAUGUGAUAUGGAAUACCUCAGACACAGGCUGGGCAAAGUCUGCAUGGAGCAGUGUCUUUUCUCCAUGGAUCCAGGGAGCAUGUGUAUUUGCACAUUAUUUGCCACGUUUUGAGCCAACUUCCAUCUUUCAGACACUUUCCGAGUUUCCCAUCACCGUCUUCUGUUCAGCGCCGACUGCAUACCGAAUGCUUAUACAGAAUGAUAUGACCAGCUAUAAGUUCAAAAGCUUAAUGCACUGUGUGAGUGCUGGGGAACCAAUCAAUCCUGAAGUGACUGAACAAUGGAGAAACCGAACAGGUCUGGAUAUCUAUGAAGGAUAUGGACAGACAGAAACGGUGCUAAUCUGUGGAAAUUUUAAGGGAAUGAAAAUCAAGUCUGGCUCAAUGGGAAAGCCAUCUCCUGCUUUUGAUGUUAAGAUUUUAGACAUAAAUGGCAAUGUUCUACCUCCUGGAGAAGAAGGAGAUAUUGGCAUUCAAGUCCUACCUAAUCGACCACUUGGCCUUUUUGCUCAUUACAUAGAUAAUCCUACAAAAACAGCUUCAACCCUACGAGGCAAUUUCUAUAUCACUGGGGACCGGGGCUAUAUGGAUGAAGAUGGGUAUUUCUGGUUUGUCGCAAGAUCAGAUGAUAUCAUAUUAUCCUCUGGUUACAGAAUUGGACCAUUUGAGGUAGAAAGUGCCCUGAUUGAGCAUCCUGCAGUUGCAGAGGCAGCUGUUGUCAGCAGCCCAGAUCCCAUCAGGGGAGAGGUAGUAAAGGCUUUUAUUGUUCUGAGCCAUGAUUACAAGUCACAUGAUCAAGAACAACUAAAAAAGGAGAUUCAGGAACAUGUAAAAAAAAUUACAGCACCUUAUAAAUAUCCGAGAAAGGUAGAAUUUAUUCAAGAGUUGCCAAAGACUAUCAGUGGGAAGAUAAAAAGAAAUGAACUAAGGAAGAAAGAAUGGGAAAUGAUUUAAAUCCAUUCCAUUCUAUUAUUUAUCACAGUAUCUAUAAAACAAAGACUGUACAAACACAAGAUUAUGGAGAGGUGAUUAAAAAUAUAAUAGUAUACUUGUAAAUUGUUGAUUUAAAAUGACUUAUGGUUGGGGUGUCUGGCUGGCUUAGUCAGUAGAGCAUGCAACUCUUGAUCUCAGGGUUGUACGUUUGAGCCCCACAUUGGAUGCAGGGAUUCCUUAAAAAAAAAAAAAAAUCUUUAAAUAAGUAUCUUGUGGUUAUAACAUCAGAGGCUGAAUUUUGAAAUAAAAUAUUCGGUAAAUUCCUCUGCAUUAGUGUCAAUGUUCUCAUGACUUUGGUAAUAUAAAAAGAAUACCAUCAA